AUGUGCCGGGGCUCCCUGGGCAGUGUGUCCGUGGCUGGGCAGUCACGCAGCGGACGAGCAAUGGGCUGCAUCAGCAGCUGUCCGGCUGUCCUGGAGUUUCUUGCCCCCAAACACCCCCCUGCGCCUCCGGACCCUUCCCCUUCCCGCCGCACCAGGAUCCACCGCCCCUGUUGGCGUUGGCGCCGCUGGAUGUCCCGGCGCGGCGGCACCGCCACCCAGUUCUGCCCGGCCCUGGCCCGGCCCCAGCUUCCCCCAGGGCUGGCAGGGAGCCAUUGCGUCGAGGCCGCCCCCUCCGUCCCUGCCUCCCCCGUGUCCGUCUCCUUCUCCCCGGGCUCCCCCGCCCGCCUGGAGCCGCUCGGCAGCCUGAGCGCCAGCACCGAGCCCACGGUGCCCUGUCCGGGUUGGGAGCUGCCAAGCCUGGCCCCGGAAUGGAGCGAGGGGGCUGUGGUGUCGGUGCCGGAGAUCACCUCGGCGGCCCAUCUCCGUUCCGGGAGUGGCGGGGACCGACGCACAGCCACAGCAGUGCCAGGUCAGAGCGGGACGGGCCAGUUGAGCUGGGGGGAGGUUGGGCGGCCGGGGCAGAGCGGUGACGGCCCGGUCUGGCCCACAGGGAAGGAGAAGGGGCGGCUGGAGGAGCUGUACCGGGAGGGGCAGCUACUGGGAAGCGGCGGCUACGGCUCCGUGUACUCGGGCACCCGCCUCUCCGAUGGCACCCCGGUGGCCAUCAAACAUGUGUCUCGGGAACGCGUCAGAGCGUGGGGUGAGCUGCCCAGCGGCACUCGAGUACCGAUGGAGAUCGUGCUGCUGAACGCCGUGGGCUCCUCCAGCUUCCGUGGCAUCAGCCGCCUGCUCGACUGGUUCGAGCUGCCGGACAGCUUCGUCCUGGUGAUGGAGCGUCCCGAGCUCGUGCAGGAUCUCUUCGAUUUCACGCUCGAGAGGGGAUCCUUGUCGGAGCAGGUUGCACGGGGGCUGUUCCGGCAGGUGCUGGAGGCUGUGCGGCAUUGCAACGCCUGCGGUGUCCUGCACCGGGACAUCAAGGCGGAAAACAUCAUCAUCGACCUCGCCACCGGUGAGCUGAAGCUCAUCGACUUCGGCUGUGGCACCUUCCUCCAGGACGCGGCCUACACCGAAUUUGCGGGAACACGUGUGUACAGACCGCCGGAGUGGGUCCGCUUCCACUACUACCACGGCUGGUCAGCAACAGUCUGGUCCCUGGGCAUCCUGCUCUAUGACUUGGUCUGCGGGGACGUCCCCUUCGAGCAGGAUGAGGACAUCGUCAGGGGCCAGCUCUUCUUCCCCCAGCCGAUCUCCCUUGAGUGCCAGCAUCUUAUCAGGUGGUGCUUGUCCUUGCAACCUUCAGACAGACCAUCCCUGGAGGACAUUUUCAACCACUCCUGGCUGCAAGGCAUUCACCAGCCCUGGGAGAUGGCAGACACCCACCUGCACGCUUUGGCCCGGGACCCUGCCACAUAA
This is a messenger RNA of Athene cunicularia (burrowing owl), 1473 nucleotides long. Its product is annotated as serine/threonine-protein kinase pim-1-like. The record is from RefSeq and is a predicted model, not a curated record. Gene Ontology annotation, cellular component: cytoplasm. Gene Ontology annotation, molecular function: ATP binding; protein serine/threonine kinase activity. Gene Ontology annotation, biological process: protein autophosphorylation. NCBI's taxonomy places the organism in Eukaryota, Metazoa, Chordata, Aves, Strigiformes, Strigidae.